Arachis duranensis is the source of this 4166-nucleotide messenger RNA. Its product is annotated as protein FAR1-RELATED SEQUENCE 5-like. The coding region runs from base 455 to 3145 and encodes 896 amino acids. The transcript is spliced from 2 exons. The record is from RefSeq and is a predicted model, not a curated record. Gene Ontology annotation, biological process: regulation of DNA-templated transcription. Gene Ontology annotation, molecular function: nucleic acid binding; zinc ion binding. Lineage: Eukaryota; Viridiplantae; Streptophyta; Magnoliopsida; Fabales; Fabaceae.
UGUAAUUUUGAGAUAAGGUAUGAGAUUGGCAAUGUUUUUAAAAUUUACCUGCUGAGAAAGUAUGUAACCCCUGCGGAUUGGUGUUAGUAAUCAUUGGCCGCUGUUGUGGUUAGGAGUGCAAUUGCAAAGUUCCUCUGUAAGACGGCUGUUAUCCUACGGUUAUGUAUGUAUUUCAGGUUGAUGUGUUGUCUUUGUAAUAUGUCAUGGAGAAUAUAAUAGGAAUAGAACUCAGCAUGAGAUUUCCUUGUCAUGAUUGAAAUCAUUUUCAUUCAUGUAGUUAUUUGUCCAUAAGACGUUAGGGUGUUGUCCGUUACAGUGGUGUGUGUGCAUGGUUGUUUGGACUUAUAAAAUUUGUAGUAUAAUUUGACAAGAACUUUCAUCUGCGGAGUCAUUGAUCGUAACUUGUUGAUCGCCUUUCAUGUUUUCAGCCUAGAACUAUGAACCGAUAACUCCGAUGGAUUUCAAUGGGAUGUUUGGAGCCGAAGUGGAACUGUCAGAUGACAACAGCUCGGAUGGAUAUUGUGGCCGUUAUUAUGCGAGUGACGAUGAAGGUGAGGAGGACGAAGGUGGUCAGGACUGCGGUGGUGAGGAAGGUGACCCAACAGGUCGCAAAGAAGAUGAACAUGGUAACUUCUCAGGUGGUGCCAGUCAUGCAGGGGAUGGUGGGAAAAAUCGGCCGGUUGUGGCAGAGGAUUUCCUAGGCAUGGAGUUUGUUGGCGAGCAGGAUGCCUACCUUGCGUACAAGGAGCUCGCUAGAACUAGGGGCUUUGGGGUUCGCAAGGGAGAUGUGGGGCGUGUUGAUGGGGUUUUGGUCAGGAGAGACUUUUUCUGCCACCGCCAAGGCACAAGACAUCAUAAGCACUAUGAUCGUCCUGAGCGAGUUAGGGAGGAGAGAUUGGAGAGUCGAAUUGACUGCAAGGCGAAGUUGAAGAUUUACUAUGAUGUGCAACGCAGUGUGUGGAAGGUCAGGACUAUCUUCGAUGAGCACAACCACGAGCUUGCUCCGGCCAUGUUUUCCCACCUCUUGCCUAGUCAUCGCAAGAUGAGUAACGGUGACAAAGCGCAAGUUGAUAGCAUGAAGAAGUUUGGGAUACCAACCUCGAAGAUAAUGGCUUAUAUGGCUGGUCAAUCUGGAGGGUAUGGAAUGCUGCAAUUUACAAAGCGUGAUUUGUAUAAUUACGUACACGGGCAAAGGCUAGCCCGAAUCAAUGAUGGCGAUGCUGCAGCAACAAUCAGUUACUUGGAGGGCAAGGCGAAUGCCGACAUGACGACUGUCGCCCGUUACACGCGAACUGCGGAUAAUCGGCUAGGGAGCAUUCUCUGGGUCGACGGUGAGAUGAUGUCGGACUAUCAGUUAUUUGGAGAUGUUAUGGCUUUUGAUUCGACUUAUCGGUCUAAUAAGUACAAGAAACCGCUUGUAGUGUUCUCAGGGUCAAAUCACCACAAACAGACAGCCAUUUUUGGAUUUGCGCUACUGGAGGAUGAGGAAGUUCGUACUUACCGGUGGUUGCUAUUAAACCUUGUAGAUGUAAUGGGAGAGAAGAUGCCAUGCGUUGUUGUCACGUAUGGGGACAAAGCAAUGCGCACAGCCAUCGCGGAGGUGUUCCCGGCAGCUAGGCACCGGCUGUGCGGGUGGCACUUGGAGAAAAAUUGUGUUCAGAGGGUUAAGGAUACUGAAUUCCGGAAGGUCUUUAAGAAGGCUAUGUAUGUCAACUUCGAGGAAUAUUGGAAGAAGGCGGUGGAGUCACUUGGGCUUCAAAAUAAUAGUUGGGUUCAAAGCACGUACGAGCUCAAAGAGAGUUGGGCAACAGCAUAUCUCCGGGGCACGUUCUGUGCGGGAUACAGGACAACCUCCAGGUGUGAGGGAAUUAAUGCAUACAUAAAGGGGUUCCUGAAAUCCACUGAUAGCAUUUUGGAGCUGGUGCACAGCUUAGAUCGCGUUGUAAAGGAUUAUCGAAAUAAUGAAGUCACGGCACAGUUCUAUUCUACGUAUUAUAGCCCCGUGUUAACAACCGGGCUUGACUCCAUUGAGCUUUUUGCAUCAAAACUGUACACGCGGGCAGUUUUUAGAGAGGUGAAGAAACAAAUCAAGGGUGUUGCGACCUUGCUGUUUCGUGGGAGAGAUAGCAUCAGCACAACGGUUGUCUACAAGUUUUCAAGGAUGGGCGCCCCUGGUACGAUUCACAAGGUUUUGUUCGACCCCGAUGACAAGAAAAUUCAGUGCGACUGUUCGAUGUGGAAUAGCGAGGGUAUUCCAUGUAGUCACAUUUUCUGCGUGAUGAAAUACGAGGGUUUGGAACAAAUACCGGACAGUCUUAUAUUGAGAAGAUGGUGCAAGGAUGCAAAAGAUUCUAGCCGGAUGCCGGUGAUUACGAGACCUGGACACGAGGGUCGCAUGCUUAGGUAUGCCGCACUUUGUUCGGCUACAAGCUUGGUCGCCAGACUUGGUUCGGAAGAGGUGGAAGACUUUGAAUUCGCCAGGGAAAGCAUCGCGAGUGUAUUAGAAAAGCUACGUCACCGAAUUUAUGAGAGGGCAGGUGGUCAGCCCGGUAUGUCGGCAUGGAGCCCAAUGAAGGAUCCGGUUGUUGCAAGAACAAAAGGUGCCCCUAAGAGGAAGAAGGAUUUUGACCCAGGCAGUCAACCAGAUGUCCGAGAGAAGAGACGUUGCUGCACCAAAUGUGGCAUCCCAGGGCAUACAAAGAGGACAUGCAGCGGGGACUGUGCACGAGGUGUGUCCGGGGUAGGUAACGGGGUCUCGCCAACAGUUGGAAAAGGUUCGCUUCACGGCCCUUCAGCAUCUUCAGUGUCGCAACCGACCGAGCGCGGUUAUGCGUUUGAGGAUCAAACCUCGACUCAAGGCGAAGGUGGUCUCAAUAACGUGUCUAGCGCAGCGAUGAAUACAUCCUCCAUGGUGAAUCGGAGCGGUAGUCCAUCUUGGCGUCCUCCAUUCUGUGGCGGGGGAAGUGGGGGGACCUUCUUCCUUGGGGGCCAACACAUCCACCAAUUCUAUGCAUCCCAACCUUGCUCUGGGCACCAAAGCGAACCACCGCCGCACGAAGGCCACUGCAAUACGUCGACUCCGACAAGGGCAACGAAUGAAGACUUGUUUGAACGGUGGCUGCUCCAGGUACGCGGGUUCUCGUGAGAUGUACUCCGAUUUUUUCUACACUGCUGUUUUAGUCAUUCUGAUCUGUCGACUAAACCAUGUGUUUGUUGUUGUCAAACAGAAUGUGAUUGGUCCUUCCUCCUCGCAUAGUCAUAAACAUCAUUUGCCCUUUGACGGAAAUAACCCUAUACAUAUUUUUCAACCUCAUUGGAACUAAAUUAGUAUGACCAUGAGGUCUUCAUAUUUGUGGCGGGAAACCACAUUAGCCAGGGAUGAAAUAGUCUUUUCACAGGGAUCACAAUCCAAUGCGUGUUACAGUACAAACAAUGUGUUGUCCAUCAUGCUAUCGUGUCAUACCUGCUUUAACAAAAAACACACACGGCACAAGACGAGGCCGUGUAGGACCUCCUAGGACCCGCAACUUGACCCAAUUAUACAUGCAUCACGAGGCUGGCUAAUAUGAGAUGCACAAUGUAGAGAGUCAUUGUUAUGAUCGGGGCAAAUUCGUCCGUCCAAAAAACUGCCUAACCAAGUGGCACUAUAAAUAUCCCCCAAAGGCUUCCACACCACAAUGCAUCACACAAAGCCCUUCAGGGUUAGAGUAGAAGAGAGGCUUAGAGAACCUCCAAAACCAUGGCACUCCAUAAUGGGGAGAGUCUCACCCGACUAAACAAACACACACGUUACAAAUACCUGUUAGGCAGACACAUAAAGCCCUUCACACAUAAAGCCCUUCAAUAUUUUCUUGGGAUUGGGUGGCAUUGGGAACAAGCACAUGAAUCACUUACCUAUCUUAUUAUGUCCGAACCAUUAAUGGGUGCAUGCCUCGGCAAAUUUCACAUUUAAGAAGGCCGGGGUGACUUGCAAGAAUGCCGCUCUACCAGUGUGUUUAGCGUCAGUGAAUGCAAGUUUAUCGACUCCCUGCAAUAAGUUGUCACCUCGAGUGAGCGACGUUGUUGAAUAGCAACCGGUGACGAUAAUAAUCUCUUGGUGUAUCUCGAGUUGAGAGCAUUUACUUUUAUUUCUCUCAAUAAUUCUUACUAGUAUAGGUUUUUCACUA